Messenger RNA from Epinephelus fuscoguttatus (brown-marbled grouper), 1692 nucleotides. RefSeq names its product tripartite motif-containing protein 16-like. The transcript has a single exon. NCBI's taxonomy places the organism in Eukaryota, Metazoa, Chordata, Actinopteri, Perciformes, Serranidae. Bases 1 to 1692 code for a protein of 563 amino acids. Gene Ontology annotation, molecular function: protein binding; zinc ion binding. The record is from RefSeq and is a predicted model, not a curated record.
AUGGCGCAGCAAGAACAUCAGAGGGACCGAGCAAAAUUCUGCUGUUCCAUCUGUCUGGAUCUACUGAAGGAUCCGGUGACUAUUCCCUGUGGACACAGCUACUGCAUGAACUGUAUUAAAACCCACUGGGAUGGAGAGGAUGGGAAGAAAAUCUACAGCUGCCCUCAGUGUAGGCAGAGCUUCACACCGAGGCCUGUCCUGGUAAAAAGCACCAUGUUAGCAGAUUUGGUGGAGGAACUGAAGAUGACUGCACUCCAGGCAGUUCCUGCUGAUCACUGCUAUGCUGGAGCUGAAGAUGUGGCCUGUGAUGUCUGCACUGGGAGAAAACUGAAAGCCCUCAAGUCUUGUUUGGUGUGUGUGGCCUCUUUCUGUGAGAAACACCUUCAAUUUCAUUAUGACUCAGCUCCGUUCAGGAAACACAAGCUGGUGGAGCCCUCCAAGAAGCUGCAGGAGAACAUCUGCUCUCGUCAUGAUGAGGUGAUGAAGCUGUUCUGUCGCACUGAUCAGCAGAGUAUCUGUUAUCUCUGCUCAAUGGAUGAACAUAAAGGCCACGACACAGUGUCAGCUGCAGCAGAAAGGACUGAGAGGCAGAGAGAGCUGGAGGUGAGUCGACAAAACAUCCAGCAGGGAAUCCAGGACAGAGAGAGAGAUGUGAAGCUGCUCCAACAGGAGGUGGAGGCUAUCAGUCGCUCUGCUGAUAAAGCAGUGGAGGACAGUGAGAAGAUCUUCACUGAGCUGAUCCGUCUCAUGGAGGAAAGACGCUCUGAUGUGGAGCAGCAGGUCAGAUGGCAGCAGGAAACUGAAGUGAGUCGAGUCAAAGAGCUUCAGGAGAAGCUGGAGCAGGAGAUCACUGAGCUGAAGAGGAAAGACGCUGAGCUGAUGAAGCUCUCACACACAGAGGAUCACAACCUGUUUCUACACAACUACCCCUCACUGUCAGCACUCAGUGAAUCCACACACUCAUCCAGCAUCAACAUCCGUCCUCUGUGCUUUGAGGAUGUGACAGCAGCUGUGUCAGAAGUCAGAGAUAAACUACAGGACGUUCUGAGGGAGACAUGGACAAACAUCUCACAGACAGUGACUGACGUGGAUGUUUUACUGUCAGAUUCAAAACCAGAGCCCAAGACCAGAGCUGAGUUCUUAAAGUAUUCACGUGAAAUCACACUGGAUCCAAACACAGCAAACAGAGAGCUGUUAUUAUCUGAAGGGAACAGAAGAGCAACAUUAGUGAAAAAGCAACAGUCUUAUCCCAGUCACCCAGACAGAUUUGACAAAUGUUGUCAGGUCCUGAGCAGAGAGAGUCUGACUGGACGUUGUUACUGGGAGGUGAAGUGGGAAGAAGCGGGAGUUUGUGUCGCAGUCGCCUACAAGAACAUCAGCAGAGGGGGCUCAGAUGACUGUAGAUUUGGACAGAAUGAAAAAUCUUGGGCGUUACAUUCUUACCGAAAUCAUAGUUAUACCUUUUGGUACAACAAAGUCCAAACUCCCAUCCCAACUCCUAUCCAAUGUCGUAAGACCUUCAGAAUAGGAGUGUACCUGGAUCACAGUGCAGGUAUUCUGUCCUUCUACAGCGUCUCUAAAACAUGCAUGACUCUCCUCCACAGAGUCCAGACCACAUUCAGUCAGCCUCUCUAUGCUGGAUUUUGGUUUUAUUACAUUGAUGACACUGCAGAGUUCUGUAAACUCAAAUAG